UGCGCAACACUCUGCGUUAGAGACGGCAUGCGCACAACUCCACAACACGGUCACCAGCCGUACAUCGUCGGCUGCAAGCUCACACGCCGCGUGUAAUAGAUGGCCACACUCAAGGACGAGCUGUGCAACGUGCCACAAGCCAAGGAAGAAGAUGGGCUUUCGCCGUUCGAGAAGAAACCAAUGGCCACAAUUGUUGCUUUAGAGCCCAAGGUUGACGAUGACAACGCCAAGGCAACACAUUCGUGGGACUUCACGCCCAAGAUGACGGUAAAUCACAAGCAGCGCUUACGCUUGUACCUUCAAGUGGCGUACCCUCCCGUAUGCUACAAAACGAGUCAUUUUCGCAUUACCAUGGUUGUGUACUACACGCGCAAGUACUCGAGCGUCCUCGACAAGGUUGGAUGGCGCCGGUCUUUUAUCGCUCUCGAGGUCCACCCCGAUGUCGGCGUCCUUGUCGUCCUCAACACCAACGCCCACUACCCACUCGACACUAUUGUUCGCGUCCAAUGGCACGCCAAUCUGAAGGCACUGAUCGCGCUUCCGGAAGACGACAGGCUCUGCGUCAAAUUUGAGACGCCGGACGCCCUCAAAGCAUUUCUCUUGCACCUGGGCGUGUGCCCAGAGUCUGACACGCGGGGCAACAUCACGCCAGGCAUCUACGACAACCCGGCCUUGGGCCACAGCAAGCACGAAGCCGCCCUCGCUACCCUCGUUCUCGGCUCGAUGCGGUCCUGGAAAGCCCCCCGUCUUGGCCGCAAAGACCGAAGCGGAAGCCACACGUCGGCUUCAAGUCGCACAAGCAACCCAGGUUGGGUGGUGGCGUAA
This is a messenger RNA of Saprolegnia diclina VS20, 825 nucleotides long. RefSeq lists its product as hypothetical. The transcript is spliced from 3 exons. The record is from RefSeq and is a predicted model, not a curated record. Lineage: Eukaryota; Oomycota; Saprolegniomycetes; Saprolegniales; Saprolegniaceae. Bases 100 to 825 code for a protein of 241 amino acids.